AUGGCGAAUACACACAUUCCGUUGGGAAGCAAAGGACAAGUCCUGUUCUGCGUCAUAUUGGUUAAUGUUUGGGAGGCAAUUUCUGGGCAGAUUCGCUAUUCGAUUCCUGAGGAAAUGCAGAAAGGCUCCAUUGUGGGGAAUAUUGCAAAGGAUCUGGGACUGGAUAUAAAGGACCUGUCAGACCGCGGAGUCCGCAUUGAAGAUGAAUUGGAAUUUAGAAUCAGUGAGUCAGCCGCUGUGGGAACCCGAUAUUCUCUUGAGGGGGCGCAGGAUCCAGAUGUGGGAACCAAUUCUGUUCGGGCCUAUUACCUCAGCAGUAACAAACACUUCUCUCUGGAUGUGCAGACUGGAGCUGACGGAGACAAACACGCCGAACUGGUGCUGGAAAAGUCUCUAGACCGGGAAGAACAAGCUGUUCACGAUCUAAUCCUCACAGCCACUGACAGGGGAGAUCCGGUCAGGUCCGGCACUGCGCAGAUCCGCGUUAUUGUCCUUGACGCAAAUGACAAUGCACCAGUUUUCAGUCAGCCUGUCUAUAAAGUGAGUGUUUUGGAAAAUGUGCCCGCCGGGUCUCUGCUGCUGACAGUAAACGCCACAGAUCCCGACGAAGCGAUAAAUUCGGAGGUCACAUAUUCGCUCCGGAAGAUGAAAGACAAAGCGUCUCAGAUAUUCCAGGUGGAUUCUAAAACUGGAGAAAUAUCAACUGUGGGAAACCUGGACUAUGAGGAAGCUGCAUUAUAUGAAAUGGAGGUUCAAGCAAAGGACGUUGGAGACCUCUCGGCCAGAUCUAAAGUUCUGAUAGCUGUUAUUGAUGCCAAUGAUAAUGCUCCUGAAAUUACAGUCACGUCUGCCAUCAAAUCGGUGAGUGAAGAUAGCCCUCCAGGGACUGUGAUAGCUCUAAUAAAUUUAUACGAUCGAGAUUCAGGAGAGAAUGGAGAGGUCACAUGCUCCAUCCCCAGAAACAUCCCAUUUUGGUUACAGAAAUCAUUCGAUAAUUAUUACAGUUUGGUGACUGACAAACCCCUAGACAGGGAGCAGGUCUUGGAUUACAGUGUAACUGUCACAGCCACAGACCGAGGGACCCCUCCUUUAUCCUCAAUAACAACAAUUUUAGUACAGCUUUCAGACAUAAACGACAACGCUCCUGUGUUCAACCAGACAUCCUACACUUUGUACAUCACAGAGAACAAUCCCAGAGGAGCUUCCGUUUGUUCGCUGAAAGCGAAUGAUCCUGACUGGAAGGAGAAUGCCCGAGUCACUUACUCCAUUAUUGAAGAAGACAGAAGCGAAGUCCCCUUGUCCUCCUCCAUCUCCAUUAACUCCGAGACUGGGGCUCUCUACACUCUGCGCUCCUUCGAUUACGAACAGUUCCGGGAGAUUCGGUUCCAAGUGCAGGCUCAGGAUGGGGGUUCCCCACCUCUCAGCAGUAAUGUCUCCGUCACUCUCUUUAUACUGGAUCAGAAUGACAACAGCCCGCACAUCUUACACCCCUCCUUUCCCACCGAUGGCUCCACAGGAGUGGAGUUGGCCCCUCGCUCCUCCGAGCCGGGUUACCUGGUCACUAAGGUGGUGGCGGUGGAUGCAGACUCCGGGCAGAACGCCUGGCUCUCCUACCAGCUGCUGAAGGCUACAGAGCCGGGGCUCUUUUCUGUGGGACUCCACAGCGGCGAGAUCAGGACGGCGCGCUACUUUCUCGACAAAGAUGCGCUCAAGCAAAGUCUGGUGGUUUUAGUGAAGGACAACGGGCAGCCCCCUCUCUCUGCCACGGCCACUGUCACGGUGGUGGUGGCUGACAACAUCCCCGAAAUCCUCUCCGAUUUAAGCAGCCUCUCAGCUCCUGUAGACCCCCAGUCCAGCCUCACCUUGUAUUUGGUGAUCGCUGUGGCUUCCGUUUCCUGCUUGUUCCUUACCUUUCUCAUAGUGUUAGUGGCCCUGAGGCUCCGGCGGUGGAGAAACUCGCAGCUGUUUGACUCCUCGAGUGUGACUUUCAGUGGAGUUCCCGUCUCGCAGUUUGUGGGGCUCGAUGGAGUCAGAGCUUUUCUUCACUCCUACUCACAUGAGGUUUCUCUCACCACGGACUCCAGAAAGAGCCAGUGUAUCCAGUCAGAAUUAAACUAUUCAAAUACUCUCACUAAUGGGCCGAUUAAUGAGAAAAAGGAAGGUCUCUUAAUUGCAGAAAACUCGAAGAAUAAUGACGGGAAUUACGCGUUUGGUCAGAUCUCUAUCGGUGACUUCAUUAGCUUUGUGUGCUGCAGUUCUCCGGCUGAGCUCAGAGUGCCGCUGUUGGCCAAUGCGGUGCGGAGCUACAGCCUGAGAUCCAUUACAGCCGACUGCAGCCUGAUUUCUCAUCCAGUGCAGAUCGUUGAGAAAACAACUCGAGAAACGCGCACACAGCCUCGCUGCUCAGAGAAAGCCUCCCUCCGGACUCUGAUGUUCAAUUAG
Molecule: messenger RNA, 2442 nt
Organism: Gopherus evgoodei (Goodes thornscrub tortoise)
Lineage: Eukaryota; Metazoa; Chordata; Testudines; Testudinidae
Product: protocadherin gamma-A4-like
Exons: 3
Coding region: 1-2442 (813 amino acids)
Biological process (GO): homophilic cell-cell adhesion
Cellular component (GO): plasma membrane
Molecular function (GO): calcium ion binding
Source: RefSeq, a predicted model, not a curated record